Papaver somniferum (opium poppy) is the source of this 531-nucleotide messenger RNA. RefSeq lists its product as uncharacterized. Bases 1 to 531 code for a protein of 176 amino acids. The record is from RefSeq and is a predicted model, not a curated record. The transcript has 3 exons. NCBI's taxonomy places the organism in Eukaryota, Viridiplantae, Streptophyta, Magnoliopsida, Ranunculales, Papaveraceae. Gene Ontology annotation, molecular function: nucleic acid binding.
AUGGGCACUUACAAUAGAGCAAAAGCUUAUUUUUACUGGCCUCACAUGAAGGAAGAGAUAUUCUCAUUUGUUGCUGCCUGUGAUGUUUGCCAAUGCAACAAAACUGAUCAUUCUUCUCCUGUUGGAUUAUUGCAACCUCUUCCCAUUCCUGAGAGAGCAUCGCUACACAUUUCUAUGGAUUUCAUAGAGGGUUUACCAAUUAGCCAGGGAAUUCAUGCACCAUAUUUUCAAACUUCAUGGUCUUCCAAGCUCCAUAUAUCUGACAGGGAAAAGUGGUUAUCCCUUGCUGAAUGGUGGUUUAACACCAACUACCAUACCAGUUUGAAGAUGACACCAUUUCAGGCUUUAUAUGGCUACAUUCCCACAUACAUGGCUUUUCCAAUGCAAACUACUACCUCUGUGGCAACUGUACAAGAAUAUCUUCAGGAAAGAUACCAUAUGCUGCAACUACUCAGGGAAGAUCUUAUUCAAUCCCAACACAGAAUCAAACAUUUUGCUGAUAUUAAGAGGACUAACAGAUCUUUUACAUAG